Messenger RNA from Botrytis cinerea B05.10, 1249 nucleotides. RefSeq lists its product as hypothetical. Gene Ontology annotation, molecular function: hydrolase activity. NCBI's taxonomy places the organism in Eukaryota, Fungi, Ascomycota, Leotiomycetes, Helotiales, Sclerotiniaceae. The record is from RefSeq and is a predicted model, not a curated record. The coding region runs from base 125 to 943 and encodes 272 amino acids. The transcript is spliced from 3 exons.
GAGAUCUAUAAGUAGCUGCUUGAAUCUACUCUCCUGAAGCCCAUUGAAGCAGUUGCUAAACAGUUGAUAUACUUCGUGAUCUCGAUAGUUGGUCUAUUAACCCGUACUUUCCAACACUCUCAAGAUGGUUCGAAAUCUUGGACUCCUUUUGGCCGGUCUGGCUACCACAUUAUUCGCAUCUCCUAUCUCCAGCGCAAACCCACCAGCGUUUAUACUUGCCGGUGAUUCAACAACGGCCGUUCAGAAUGCAGCUUUAACAGGUGGUGGAUGGGGUGAUGGUUUCAUCGCUACCCUUCGCAAUGGCGCUGGAGGUAUCAAUUAUGGACACAAUGGUGCAACGACUGUAAGCUUCGUGAAUGGUGGCGAUUGGGCAAAAGUAUUGGCAUCGGUAGCAAAGUACAAGGCAGACUAUACAACUUUUGUUACAAUUCAAUUCGGUCACAACGAUCAAAAGGCAACGGCAAACAUUUCGGUUGCGGAGUACAUGGACAAUUUGAAGAACAUGGCGGAGGACGUAAAAGCCGCUGGUGGAACUCCAAUCCUCGUCACUUCCCUUACCCGCCGAAGCUUCAAUAGUUCAGGUCUUGCUAGCGAAAGUCUGGCCGUCCAAGCUAAUGCUACCAUAGCCGUUGCUAAGUCGAUCGGAUCUUUGUACAUAGAUCUUAACCGCGCAUCCACAGACUAUGUAGAUGCUAUCGGGGCGACUAAUGCUGCGACGUACAACUUGAAGCCAACGGACUUCACACAUUUGAAUACUGCCGGAAGUGUUUUGUUCGGAAAUAUCGUCAGUGGAUUGAUCGAUGUGACUGUGGGCAGUUCAUUUGGUUUCAAUAUCAAGACUUAUACCAAGCCAAAUGCAACAAUUGCAAAGGAUGUUGCCAGUGGGACUUACAUAUUCCCGAGUGGAUUUGGAACUCUACCAAACAACACCCUUCCAGCAUAGGAUCCUGGUGUGAUGAAAAAACGUUUUGGAAAUUGUAUAUACUUCGAGAUUUCUUUUCUGGAAACUGUAUAUACUAUGAUAUGAGAUUUAAUGAAAUGGCGAUGAUUGUUUUAUUAUACUUUAGAUGGGCUUUUGUUCUCAAAUGCAACAUGACAUCAGAUAAAAAUAAUUUCUAUUAGAAAGAAAGAAAGAAAUGACGGCGUAUAUUGGUAUUCUAGCCCGGAACAGUCCAUCAUGAAUGCUACAUACAAGAAAAAUGCUGAGGAAUGCUUGAAAACACACCUCCCUCACUAAAUGAACAUCGCA